AGACAGAAACCAAACGAUAUUUGCUAUUUACUCCAAACUAUAUAGCAAGAUAACUAAUAAACAACUGUGGUGCAAUAUCUCCCAAGUUUUAAAAAAAUCCCACACUUUGCGUAACUUCGGAGUUCAGCGAAGUCACAUGAAAUUAUUUGAUGAAAUGGUUUGUGAUGAAAGCACAACAUCAGCUAACAAUCGAACUUUCUAUUGGCCAAUAACAAAAAUAGGAACUACUGCAGAGCUCCCAUGUUAUGGAAAUGUAGCCACAAGAUACUGUUCUCCCAGAACGGUAGGAGACUCAGAAAUGGCAUCAAGUCAAUAUAUGACAUCAGCAAAGUGUUCACCGUUUACUGGUAUCUGGCAAGUACCAGACAUGUCUCAGUGCUACAAUGCAGAGAGGAUUAUUCAACGACUAAGUACCAUCGCAAGAAAAGACAUUCAUACAGGAAACAUCGACAAAAUUUCAAAAAAGGUCUUAGGUAUAUCACAGAAAUCAAUGUAUUUCAAAGAAGAUGAUGCUAACUUCGCUGUAGACAUUCUUGAGAAAAUGGUGCCAUUGAUAUCGAAAGUGACUGUGAAUAAUGCACUUCGCUCUAUCAACAAUUUGGUAAACAUACCAGAGGAGGUUUUGGCUGGGGCAGAACAAGAGAAGAGAAGUGCCAGCAGAUUGCUGAACAUUAUAGAAGCGAUGCCAGAAAAGAUUCCACUGGAAGAGCAGCAAUUCGCAGUUUCAUACUCGAAUCUUGCUAUUGGUGUUGCCAAAGUGAAUAGGGACACUUUCGAUGGUCUUUUCUAUGGGGUUUCAUACGGAACUAAUGAAACAGAAGGAAGCACAAUGAUAUAUGACUCACCAAAUCUCGACCAACAAGAAGCAGAUAUGAAGACCUCUAUUUCAUUACCAAUGAAUUUAUUAAAACAUCUGAAAGACGAAGAAAGGGCAUCCAUUUCACGGAUAAACUUUUUCUCCAUGCGGGAUGAUAAACUAUACAGGGUAACACAAAACCCUAGUACCAAGCAAAAUGCUAGAAUCAACAGCCAUGUUCUUGCUGCCAAUGUUCCUAACAUUACAAUAAACAAGCUUGACGAGCCACUUAAUAUAACCUUCAAUCUAAUACAUCAGAAUGCCAGCAACUUACAAUGCGUUUACUGGGAUGAAAGCCCAGGACUGAGUCCCCGUUGGUCGCCGAAUGGCUGUUAUAAAUCCGUAUCCAAACAUGAAUCUGGAAUGGAAGUAGUUUGUUGCUGCGACCAUCUUACAAGUUUUGCCUUACUAAUGAAUGUCUACCAGACUGAAGGAGAGACAGACAACGCCUUAUCUAUUAUAUCCUACACUGGCUGUGGAAUAUCAUUUGUCUUUCUCAUUCUUACAAUAAUAAUUCAUGUUUGUUUCAGAAUCAACAUUUCUCUGCACCCAUAAAAACUAUUUCUUCAGAUCUAUUGUUACCAACCGAAUCUUCACAAAGCAAAAGAGAAAUGGAGACAGAAAAAGGAUAAUGUCCUGCCUAUUUGAAGAUUAUGGAAAUAUUUACAAAACAUUUGAUUUAUUUUUUUCUUCGAUCUAAUUGUUUUUCUUGUUUUACUCUUAGUUGAAAAAGUUGAAAAGACUAAAACCGGUACUAACCGUUACAAAAUGUACUUCAUGAUAAAAUUAUUUUAGCAUUUCCUA
Molecule: messenger RNA, 1660 nt
Organism: Octopus bimaculoides (California two-spot octopus)
Lineage: Eukaryota; Metazoa; Mollusca; Cephalopoda; Octopoda; Octopodidae
Product: adhesion G protein-coupled receptor G6
Biological process (GO): cell surface receptor signaling pathway; G protein-coupled receptor signaling pathway
Cellular component (GO): plasma membrane
Molecular function (GO): protein binding; G protein-coupled receptor activity
Source: RefSeq, a predicted model, not a curated record